Sorghum bicolor (sorghum) is the source of this 2887-nucleotide messenger RNA. RefSeq names its product cyclin-A3-2. Lineage: Eukaryota; Viridiplantae; Streptophyta; Magnoliopsida; Poales; Poaceae. Gene Ontology annotation, biological process: regulation of cyclin-dependent protein serine/threonine kinase activity; mitotic cell cycle phase transition. The coding region runs from base 327 to 1613 and encodes 428 amino acids. Gene Ontology annotation, molecular function: cyclin-dependent protein serine/threonine kinase regulator activity. The record is from RefSeq and is a predicted model, not a curated record. Gene Ontology annotation, cellular component: cyclin-dependent protein kinase holoenzyme complex; nucleus; cytoplasm. The transcript is spliced from 7 exons.
CCGCCGCCGCCACCACCACCGCGCCCGCCUCCGCAUUUCAGAUCGGGACAGAGAGAGGCGCGCCGCUCCCGCCGGAGACCCAACCGAGAACCGCCGCGCUCCCCCCCCCAUUUUGAAAUCGCGUUUUGGCGGCCUCCUCCUCCUCCUCUCUCCUCUCCUCCGCAGCCCCGCACCACCACCUCUCCUCCGCUGCUGCUUUUAACCGCCUCGAUUUGCUCCCCCAUUUCCCCGUUCCAGCCUAGAUACUACAGACCUGAGCCGACCGAAACCCUAGGUGCCCGCGCCUCCGCGCUCCGCCUCCCCCGCCGACGCUGACGAGGCCGACGAUGGCGGACAAGGAGAACGCAGGUCCCGCGGCGGGGCCUCGGCUCACGCGGGCCGCGGCGAAGCGCGCUGCGGCGGCGGCGGUGGCGGUGGCGGCGGAGGGUCCCGGUGACGCCAAGCGGAGGCGGGUGGCGCUCGGGGAGCUACCGGCCCUCGCCAACAACGCCGCCGCUGGCCUCCGCGCGCCGUCUCGCCCCGCCAAGCCCUCGAAGCCCGCGUCCAGGUCCGGGAGGCACGCGAGGCCCGGCGCGUCGGAGGCCCGCGGGCCCGCCGUUGCCGCCGCCGCCGCCGAGGCCGAGCUCUGCGCGUCCUCCUCCCCGCCGCGCGCCGCCGAGGCCGACGCCGAGUCCAACUCCGCCUCCUACUCCGCGCCGCGUGCCACCGCCGACACCGACUCCUCCUUUUCCUCCUCGCCGCCGCGCGCCGCCGCGGCGGCGGCGGCGGCGCCCGCCGACCUCCAGUUCUGCGGGUCUUACGCCUCCGACAUCUACACCUACCUCCGCUCCCUGGAGGUGGAGCCGCAGCGGCGGUCCAGAUCCGACUACAUCGAGGCGGUCCAGGCGGACGUUACGGCCCACAUGCGGAGCAUCCUCGUUGACUGGCUCGUCGAGGUCGCCGAGGAGUAUAAGCUCGUUGCGGACACGCUCUACCUCGCCAUCUCCUAUGUCGAUCGCUUCCUCUCUGUCAAUGCGCUUGGCCGAGACAAGCUGCAGCUCCUUGGCGUUGCGUCCAUGCUCAUUGCUGCGAAGUACGAGGAGAUCAGCCCGCCUCAUCCUGAGGACUUCUGCUACAUCACAGACAACACCUACACCAAAGAGGAGCUCCUCAAGAUGGAGAGCGACAUACUCAAGCUCCUCAAGUUCGAGUUGGGCAAUCCUACCAUCAAGACCUUCCUGAGGCGGUUCACAAGAUAUGCUCAUGAAGACAAGAAGCGCUCCAUCUUGUUAAUGGAAUUCUUGGGGAGCUACCUCGCUGAGUUGAGUCUACUAGAUUAUGGCUGUCUCCGGUUCUUGCCGUCGGUAGUUGCUGCUUCAGUUAUGUUUGUUGCUAGGCUGACCAUUGAUCCAAAUGUCAAUCCUUGGAACACGAAGCUGCAGAAGAUGACUGGCUACAAAGUUUCUGACCUCAAGGAUUGCAUUGUAGCCAUACAUGACUUGCAGCUCAACAGGAAAUGUCCAUCAUUAAUGGCAAUUCGAGACAAGUACAAGCAACACAAGUUCAAAUGUGUGUCAACGCUUCUUCCCCCUGUUGUGAUCCCUGCUUCAUACUUUGAAGACUUAGAUGAGUAGCUGCUCUUGGACUGCACCAGUGUAAGGCUAACAAUCUGAGCUCUCCUUGAGCUCUUAGGGACAGGGGAGCAUAACUGUGUGAUGAACUUCUUCUCAGUUAAGUAGGGUGCUGAAAGCUAUUUAUGUGAGGUUCUUUAGGAGUUGCUGCUGAGUCACUAGUAGUGAGGCCAGGCCAUGCUCUUGUUUUGUGAAUUGUAUUCUUUGUAUCAUAUCCUAGUCACAUCUUGCCUUGGUCUGUUGGCCACAAAUGUAAUGUUUGAUACGUUAGAACCUUCCAUCUGAUUGAUCUCAGUAACAAAUUCUGUUACUCCCUCCGUCCAAAAAAGAAUGCAAUUCUAGCUAAGUACUUAGUUAAAGUAUCUUGAGUUUGACUAACAUAUACAUAAAAAAAGUAUCAACAUUUAUUAUAUCAAAUAAGUAUCAUUAGAUUUGUCUUGAGAUAUAUUUUUUAUAGUGUACCUAUUUGGUGUCGUAAACAUUAAUGGCUUUACCUAUAUAUUUGGCCAAACUUUAGGUACUUUAACAAAGAAUGCACCUGGAAUUGCAUUUUUUUUGGGAUGGAGGCAGUACCUGUCAAGUGUGUAAUAUACCUACUUUUAUAUGUAGGGAUUUGUACAGCUAGACCGAAUUCAGUAUUAUGCUUAUUUUGGACAGUGGUAAUAUAUGGUUGCCUAUUUGUUGCAACUAGUAUUGUCUAAACCUAAUCAUAGAGGCCUGUUCAUUGCUAAUCCCUUAUCAUUAACACAUGUGCAUAACCUAUGGUCGGAGCAUCUCAUAACUAUGGUUAGAGAUUUAAUUGUACCCAUAAUUUGGUUCUAUGGAGAUAUUAACUAUGGUUAGAUUUAAUGGUACUCAUAAUUUGGUUCUAUGGAGAUAUUAAAAGUGAACACUGACAUAUCACAGGUAACCCCUGAAACAUGACAUGUGAACAAGAUGCUGGUCUCAGAAUCUCAGGUGGAACAUGGAUGUUUGUUUGCUGCAUGCAGCUCAAUUGUCUGCUUACUCUGAUGCCGCCUUAGCCAAUAUAUAUUGUGCUGGUAAUAUUGCGAAUGCCGGUUUGCUCAAAUGGGCAAAUUAUCAUUUUGUAAAUAUAGCUGAAGCAGUGUGUUUGCUUGCAUGCCUGAAACGUGUUCCCUGCCAACAUAACAAUGUUGCCACAACUUGCUUCAGGGCUGUCUCGUGAAAUGCUCUCAUGAGGUUUCAAUGAUCUGUAUUAGUAUCACUUGUAUUUUUGUGUGUGUAUGAACCCUGAAAGCAUGCUUCUCGUUUACCUA